AUAUAUUAGAUGUUGAUUUUAUUUGAAAUAUUAGAUGUUGAGUUUAUUUGAACACAUAUGACAUAUUCAUUGUGUGAGAAGGAGAUGUUGAGAUUCUUGUAAUUGAACACAUAUUAGAUGUUUAGUGUAUACCGAUAUUUGAGAUGAAGAUGAACUCAUAUAUGUUUAUUGUUUGAACUUUGUAAGGAUGGUUUGGCUUCUCGACGAUGUCUACGACACGAAACACCGGGCCUACAUGAUGCGCGAGAAGGAGAUGAAGCUUGAACCUUUGAAGAUUCGGUAUCACGGAGUCUCUGGUCCUGCCAUGCCUUACGAUGAGCGGUACACACCGUACAUCAAGCAGGCAGGACUACUCCCGUGGAUUCAGUUGGUCAGCCGGUCCACGCCGAAUCUGAAUGCUCCACUGGUGUCCGCUCUUGCUAAUCGGUGGAGGCCGGAGACGCAUAGUUUCCAUCUUCGGACUGGGGAGAUGACCGUGACGCUCGAGGAUGCCUCGUUGAUCACCGGUCUUGCUAUGGACGGGAUGCCUCUCUGUAUGAGCACCGAUUCUGAUGGGUGGCGCGAGCAGAUGAUUGCUCUUAUCGGUAUGGCUCCUACCGAGGCUGAGGCUGAUGUAGAGGAGGGAGAAGAGAAGAAGAAGAAGAAGGAAAGGAAAGCAGCCGGAGCUGCUUUCACGUGGAUUCAAACUCACUUUGCGACGUGCCCUCCGGAUGCCACUGAUGACGUGAUCCAGACACAUGCUCGUGUCUACAUGUGGUAUGUUGUGUCGGGGACUUUGUUUCCUGACUCCACUGGCAAGAACGCUCCAUGGAUGUGGCUGAAGGCGUUGACCGUCUUCGAUAGCAAAUGGAGCUGGGGUUCAGCGACUCUUGCCUACUUGUACCGACAGCUGGACGAUGCGUGUUGCAGGAUCACAGAUAGUGCAGGCAUUGGUGGUAAUAUGCUUCUACUUUCUGUAUGGAGCUGGGAGCGUCUGCCUGUUGGACGCCCGAAGAGCGUCAGGUUUAAUCCUUGGUAUGAAGAUGAAGAUGACGAAUUACGGCGCCCCACUUGGGCUUACAAGUGGGAUGUGGUUUCCGAGAUGACGAACGAUGUCAAUCUCAUGUACCAGAAGUACGUUGCC
This is a messenger RNA of Triticum urartu, 1123 nucleotides long. NCBI's taxonomy places the organism in Eukaryota, Viridiplantae, Streptophyta, Magnoliopsida, Poales, Poaceae. The record is from RefSeq and is a predicted model, not a curated record.